This is a messenger RNA of Phyllostomus discolor (pale spear-nosed bat), 1572 nucleotides long. Its product is annotated as olfactory receptor 8A1. The transcript is spliced from 2 exons. The coding region runs from base 425 to 1354 and encodes 309 amino acids. Gene Ontology annotation, biological process: G protein-coupled receptor signaling pathway; sensory perception of smell. Gene Ontology annotation, cellular component: membrane. The record is from RefSeq and is a predicted model, not a curated record. Gene Ontology annotation, molecular function: odorant binding; olfactory receptor activity; G protein-coupled receptor activity. Lineage: Eukaryota; Metazoa; Chordata; Mammalia; Chiroptera; Phyllostomidae.
UGGGUUGUUGUUCGUGAGUUAUUUGCAUGCUAGCAUUAGAUUCUAAUUUUUCCAACCUGCAUGGUGACUGUCUCAGUAAAAGGAAAAUUACCAUACCUGGGAGACAGAACUUGAUUCAGAGCAGAGGUGUAAACCAACACUUUAAUUGCCCCUGUUGUAAGGGCUCCAGUCUCUGCAGUGACUUCAUCCCACGAGAGCUUCUGCCCAUGUACAUAUAAAAAGACACCCAGGUCUCCCGAGCUCAGUGACCUCCCCUUUUUUAUGGCCGUGAUAGCCCCUUUGAGUAAAUGUAGAACUAGAAAUAAACCUGUAUGUCCUCUCAUUUUCUGAUAUUUACUUCCUGAUUGUUGAAACCAAGGACAUCCUCUAAAACUUCCAGAGACUGUCCAUUUUGCCUCAGCACAGGGCUCCCAAAUGAGGGAGAAUGGCUGCAGAAAAUCACUCUACAGUGGUGGAGUUCAUUCUCGGGGGAUUAACAAAGCGACCAGAGCUCCAGCUCCCCCUCUUUCUCCUCUUCCUUGGGAUCUACUCCGUCACCAUGAUAGGGAACCUGGGCAUGAUGACAUUAAUUGGUCUGAAUGCUCAGCUUCACACCCCCAUGUACUUCUUCCUCAGCAAUCUGUCAUUCGUGGAUCUCUGCUACUCUUCUGUCAUUACCCCUAAAAUGCUGGUGAACUUCUUGUCAGAAAAAAACAUCAUCUCCUAUGCAGGGUGCAUGUCACAGCUCUACUUCUUCCUUGUGUUUGUCAUUGCUGAGUGUUACAUGCUGACAGUGAUGGCCUAUGACCGCUAUGUUGCCAUCUGCAGGCCUUUGCGUUACAACAUUAUCAUGUCUCAUCACGUCUGCUCCCUGCUGGUGGCUGUGGUUUAUGUCAUAGGGCUUGUUGACUCAACAAUAGAGACUGGCCUCAUGAUACAACUGCCCUAUUGUAAGGUCCUCAUCAGUCAUUACUUCUGUGACAUCCUCCCCCUCAUGAAGCUCUCCUGCUCCAGCACCUAUGAUGUUGAGGUGACAGUCUUCUUUUUGGCUGGAUUCAACAUCAUAGUCACCUGCUUAACAGUCCUUGUUUCCUAUGCCUUCAUCUUCUCCAGCAUCCUCCGCAUCAGCACUGCAGAAGGAAGGUCCAAAGCCUUUAGCACCUGCAGCUCCCACCUUGUGGCUGUGGGGAUGUUCUAUGGAUCCACUGCAUUCAUGUACUUAAAACCCUCCACAGCCAGUUCCCUGGCCCAGGAGAACGUGGCCUCUGUGUUCUACACCACAGUGAUCCCCAUGCUGAACCCCCUAAUCUACAGUUUGAGGAACAAGAAAGUAAAGGCUGCCAUCCAGAAAACACUGAGGAGAAAAAUGUUUUGAUGCCAAAGCUAUCAUUCUUCCUUAUUUUGAAAAGUAAUUGUUAUAAAUACCCACAGGAAGCCCUCUGAAUGCCCAACCAACAAUGGGGAACAAGCACUUUUCUGCAAGGUUGGGCAAAAACCGCCUUUGCUUCUUCCCUCUUCCUUCCUCCCAUCUCACUACUCUCAUUGCUUUUUGAAUCCAGCUGAUUUCAAGGUCACAUUUCCUUUUAUUUGGGG